UUCAUGGAAUUUGUGUCCUGAACGGUAGACUGGAUGCCUGAUUCGCUAUACGACAGUCUCGAGUGCCUUAGUGAGAAAAUUGAAGCCGAGGGCUUGUACACGACCUUCAGCUCAGAUAAAUUGGUCAGGAGGAUUAAGAGGUCCUCUGAAACUGAAAAAAUUAUUCUUAGUAGAUUUUUGAGAGCGAGAAGAUUCAAUGUGGAUUCUGCUUUUGAUAGUUUUCUUGCUUGUUUGAAGUUUCGUGAGGCUGAAAAUGUCAACAGCGUUGGUCUCGACGAGUUUAAGAAUCCUCUUGCGACGUUUCCUUUUACUACUACUGGGUUUUGCACUUUUGAUGGUGAGCCGUUACUUUACGGAAGAGCCAGUGCAUUGGAUCGAUUCAAGAUUGAUCCUGCUAUCUUUCAUCGCGGCUUCAUAUCCUUUUUGGAAUUUCUUGGGGACACUUUCGAACCUAGCACAAUGUUUGUCAUCAUUUUUGACUUUACAGAUUUUUCUCCUAUUCGCAACGUUCAUUUCGGUUGUGCCCGAGAUAUGCUCAAAGUGAUGCAGGAUUUUUAUCCCGAGCGGUUAUCCAAAAUAUUCCUUGUCAACUAUCCUUCUACUUUAUAUGGUGUUUACAAAAUAGUUUCACCAUUUAUCGAUGAGAAUACUCGUUCCAAAUUGGAGUGGAUUCCAAAGAACAGCCUUGAACAGUUGUUACGAUACGUUAGCAUGGAAGCCAUACCCUAUAGUAUAGGGGGCAUGGCAGUAUACCCAGUUCCUCCAUUGUCAUCGCAAUAGUAUAGGGUUUUUGACCACACAAAUUGGGGAGGAAGAACAAGAGGAGGAGGGGAGGGGAGGGGAAGGGAGAAAAGAAGAGGGGGGGUUUGAUUUGUCUACCAAUACGUCGUUAGUUUGUACAUUUUUUUGAAUGGUGCAAUUGUAUGUAAACAUUCCACUUGAUAUCAACGGGGGCAAACGGAACCCAUGAAAAAAACACAGUGCUUGUUUUG
Molecule: messenger RNA, 992 nt
Organism: Galdieria sulphuraria
Lineage: Eukaryota; Rhodophyta; Bangiophyceae; Galdieriales; Galdieriaceae
Exons: 6
Coding region: 34-780 (248 amino acids)
Molecular function (GO): phosphatidylinositol transfer activity
Source: RefSeq, a predicted model, not a curated record